Messenger RNA from Staurois parvus, 264 nucleotides. The record is from the annotation of a GenBank genome assembly. Lineage: Eukaryota; Metazoa; Chordata; Amphibia; Anura; Ranidae.
AGGCCAGUUGACUCGAUGCCCGCUGUUGAUCCAGAAAUCAGGUACCUGAUCCGGUGCCCGCUUGUCGUGCCAAUUGACUCAGAGCCCGCUGUCGUACCUGGUGACUCGGUGCCCACUGCCUUGCCAGAUGACGCGGUGCCCGCUGGCGAGCCAAAUGACCUGAUGCCUGGUGACCCAGUGCCCGCUGUCAUACCUGAUGACGCGGUGCCCGCUGGCGAGCCAAAUGACCUGAUGCCUGGUGACCCAGUGCCCGCUGUCAUAUCU